Messenger RNA from Tilletiopsis washingtonensis, 1341 nucleotides. RefSeq lists its product as hypothetical. NCBI's taxonomy places the organism in Eukaryota, Fungi, Basidiomycota, Exobasidiomycetes, Entylomatales. The transcript has a single exon. The record is from RefSeq and is a predicted model, not a curated record. Bases 1 to 1341 code for a protein of 446 amino acids.
AUGCCCGGCCACGUGUACGCCACGCGCGCGGCACUGCCCGUCGCCGCGUCGGGCCUGCUCUGCGCCUGCGCCUGCACGCUCAUCGCCAUCCGCGAGCCGCCGCACGAGCGCGGCAAGCUGGCCGAGGUCUACGGCCCGCUGCCGUUCAAGUUCCUCAUCAUCAGCGGCAGCGUGCUGGCGCUGACGGGCGCCUACACGCUCGUGCUCGCCGUGCUCGCCUUUACGCGCGGCCUGCGCCUCUUUGGCGCACGCACGGCGCUGCACGGCAAGCUGCUCGGCGGCGCCGCGCUCCUCGUGCUCGUCGCCCAGGCCACGACGCUCGGCAUCCUCUUCACCAACAGCGGCUUCACACCGUACAACAUUGCCGUGUGCGGCUUCGGCGCGCUGUGCAGCAUCUUCGUCGCGCUCGCCGCCGUGCAGGUGGCGCGCGCCGCCAAGAGCAUGGCCGAGCGCGACUCGCUCGGCAAGGGCGGCUCGCCGUACAUCACGUCGCCCUACGGCGGCGCACGCCCGGGCAGCUGGGAGAAGAGCUCGCACUUCUCGACGACGUCGCUGCUGCCGCACGCCGACCUGCCCGCGUCGCCCAGCUCGCCGACGCUCUCCGUGCCCGGCUCGCCCGGCCUGCCGCGCUCGUCGACGAGCUCAUCGCUGACGCCCGGCGCCCACAACACGAACCGCUACUCGUGGGUCGCGCCCGGCGCGCACGGCAGCCGCCCGCAGGUCUCGACGCCGCUGCAGCAGACGUGGAGUGCCGACGACGACCGCAGCGUGCGCCAGCGCCAGAACUACCCCGUGGCGCCCGGCACACCCGAGGCUUCCGCACACGAGGCGCCGUCGUUUGACUUUGGCGGCGCCGCGCAGAGCACCGCCUCGCUGCAGCAGCAGUACCAGCAGCAGACGCGCAACCAGCAGCGCUCCAAGCCCGCCGCACGCUCGGCGGCGCAGACGCAGCAGCAGCAGGCGAACCGCAACUCGAUGGCGUACGAGCAGCAGUACGACCAGUACGCGCACUACAAGACCACCCAGCUCUCCGCCGCGCCGCAGACGCCGACGCUGCAGCAGCCGCCGCAGGCGCAGGCCAACACGUCGUACCGCCAGCCCGCCAGCCCGAGCCCGCAGCGCCAGAUGUCGGGCGACCGGCCGGCACGCGCCAACAGCAAGCCGGCGCCGUACGGCCAGCGCGCCUACGUGCAGCAGCCGCCCGUCGACAACAUCGCCACGUUCCACCACGACUACGUCGACGAGUACGCACGGCCCAGCUACGAGCAGCAACACUCGCAGCAGACGCAGCAGCCGUACGGCAGCAAGCCGAAUGGCAGCGACGUGUGGAUGGCACGAUGA